Ogataea philodendri is the source of this 360-nucleotide messenger RNA. RefSeq lists its product as uncharacterized. The record is from RefSeq and is a predicted model, not a curated record. The transcript has a single exon. NCBI's taxonomy places the organism in Eukaryota, Fungi, Ascomycota, Pichiomycetes, Pichiales, Pichiaceae. Bases 1 to 360 code for a protein of 119 amino acids.
AUGAUCCAAGCGCCUUUAAAAUGGACCCAGUUGGCGUUCAUGUUGGACUGGAUGUCCUGGUCUUGUUUUGUAUCAAACGUCUCCGGCUCGACUUUGGAGAUCAACGACGACGACCGCCUGCGACGGUGGUCCUUGGUGGCGUGCGACGUCGUGGGAGACACGGUGAGUCGUUCUGGCGACGACGGGGUGGGAAACGGCUCAACAUUCAUCUUGGAAGGAACAAUUAAGAGUGAAAGAGAAUUUAUUGCGCCAGGCGUCGAUAAGACCCGCGCCUGCGUCGAUCGGCGUGCCGACUGCAAAAUAGCAAGGGCCAGCAUUCGGGUCGAAUUGGGGCCCAUACUCGGUGAUGGCGGCGUGUGA